AGCGGGCGGGGCGGGCACCUGUUCCCAUGGACUCCACCGCUUGCUUGAAGUCUCUGCUCUUGACCAUCAGUCAGUACAAAGCCGUUAAGUCAGAGGCGAACGCCACGCAGCUUCUGCGGCACUUGGAGGUAAUUUCUGGACAAAAGCUGACACGACUAUUUUCAUCUAAUCAGAUACUACCAAGUAAAUGCCUGAGUUGCCUUGUAGAACUGCUUGAAGACCCAAACAUAAGUGCUUCGUUGAUCUUAAGUGUUAUCAAUUUGUUGUCUCAACUAGCUAUAGACAAUGAAACCAGAGACUGUCUUCAAAAUACGUACAACCUAAACAGUGUGCUGGCAGGAGUGGUUUGUCGCAGCAGUGCUUGCCAUAGUGAUUCAGUAUUUUUGCAGUGCAUUCAGCUUCUACAGAAGUUAACAUAUAAUGUCAAAAUUUUCCAUUCUGGUGCCAAUAUAGAUGAACUGAUUACCUUCCUGAUAGAUCACAUUCAAUCUUCUGAAGAUGAGUUAACUAUGCCUUGUCUAGGAUUAUUGGCAAAUCUUUGUCGGCAAAAUCUUUCUGUCCAAACACAUAUAAAGACUUUGAGUAAUGUGAAAAGCUUUUAUCGAACUCUUAUAGCCUUCCUGGCCCAUAGCAGUUUAACUGUGGUUGUGUUUGCACUUUCAAUACUGUCAAGUUUGACAUUAAAUGAAGAAGUAGGGGAAAAGCUAUUCCAUGCACGAAACAUUCAUCAGACUUUUCAACUAAUAUUUAAUAUUCUCAUAAAUGGUGAUGGUACCCUGACACGAAAGUAUUCAGUGGACUUACUGAUGGAUCUCCUUAAGAAUCCUAAAAUUGCUGAUUAUCUUACCAGGUAUGAGCAUUUCUCUUCAUGUCUUAAUCAAGUGUUAGGUCUUCUUAAUGGGAAGGAUCCUGAUUCUUCUUCAAAGGUUUUAGAAUUACUUCUUGCCUUCUGUUCAGUGACUCAGCUGCGCCAUGUGCUCACUCAGAUGAUGUUUGAAGAGUCUCCAUCUGGCAGCGCUGUUCUGGGAAGCCGUUCUAAGUGCCUAGAGCCUACUGUGGCUCUGCUUCGGUGGUUAAGCCUACCUUUGGAUGGAUCAGAAAACUGUUCUGUGUUAGCAUUGGAGUUGUUCAAGGAAAUAUUCGAGGAUGCCAUAGAUACUUCUAACUGUUCCUCACCUGACCGAUUUGUGAGCCUUCUGCUGCCCACAAUUCUUGAUCUGUUGCAGUUUACAGAACAGAAUCUGGAUGAGGCCUUAAUAAGAAAAAAAUGUGAAAGGAUGGUCAAAGCCCUUGAAGUUUUGUUAACUCUGUGUGGAGAUGAUACUCUGAAAAUGCACAUUGCAAAAGUCCUGACUACUCUCAAGUGUACCACUCUGAUAGAGCAGCAGUUUACAUAUGGCAAGAUUGAUCUGGGGUUUGGAACAAAGGUAGCAGACUCUGAAUUAUGCAAACUUGCUGCUGAUGUCAUUUUGAAAACUCUUGAUUUAAUGAACAAACUUAAACAGUUGGUUCCUGGUAUGGAAGUAAGUUUCUACAAAAUCCUUCAGGAUCCACGUUUGAUUACUCCUUUGGCUUUUGCUUUAACAUCAGAGAACAGAGAACAAGUACAGUCUGGUUUGGGAAUAUUAUUGGAAGCCGCGCCGCUGCCCGAUUUUCCUGCUUUAGUACUUGGAGAAAGUAUAGCAGCAAACAAUGCAUAUAGACAACAGGAAACAGAACAUAUGCCCAGGAGGCUACCUUUUCAAUCAUUAAAUCACAGUUUCCCAACAACAGUAAAGUGUUUAACUCCUCCCCUGUUGAAAGAUAAUGUUCCUGGAUUGAACAUUGAGGAGCUAAUAGAAAAACUUCAGUCUGGGGUGACGGUAAAGGAUCAGAUUAAUGAUGGGAGAAUAUCUGACAUAAUGGAUGUGUAUGAGAUGAAAAUAUCCACAUUAGCUUCCAAAGAAAGCAGGUUACAAGAUCUCUUGGAAGCAAAAGCUCUAGCUCUUGCACAAGCUGAUAGACUGAUUGCACAGUAUCGCUGCCAAAGAACUCAAGCUGAGACAGAGGCACGGACACUUGCUGGUAUGUUGAGAGAAGUUGAGAGAAAAAAUGAAGAGCUUGGUGUGUUGCUAAAGUCACAACAGCUUGAGUCAGAAAGAGCCCAGAGUGAUAUUGAGCAUCUCUUUCAACAUAAUAGGAAGUUAGAGUCUGUGGCUGAAGAGCAUGAAGUACUGACAAAAUCCUACACGGAACUUCUUCAGAGAACUGAAGAAACUGAAAAAAAGAAUAAAGACCUGCAGAUCACAUGUGAUUCUUUGAAUAAACAAGUUGAAACAGUGAAAAAAUUGAAUGAAUCACUCAAACAACAGAAUGAAAAAACUAUUGCCCAAUUAAUAGAGAAAGAAGAACAGAGAAAAGAAGUCCAGAACCAAUUAGUUGACAGAGAAUGUAAAUUAGCAAAUUUGCAUCAAAAAGCAAAAGUACAAGACGAAAAGAUUAAAGUCUUACAAAAGGAAAGAGAAGAUAAGGAAGAAACCAUCAAUAUCCUUAGAAAGGAAUUAAGUAGAACAGAACAGAUGAGAAAGGAGUUGAGCAUUAAGGCUUCAUCCUUAGAGGUUCAGAAGACCCAGUUAGAAGGUCGUUUGGAAGAGAAAGAGUCUUUGGUGAAACUUCAGCAAGAGGAGUUGAAUAAACACUCUCACAUGAUAGCAAUGAUUCACAGUUUAAGUGGUGGAAAAAUAAGUCCAGAGACUGUGAAUCUUAGUAUAUAAACAUUAUAACGUUGUGAAGUUUGUGAUAUAGUGUUAUUUUUGACAUAUUUAUGUAUUUGAGGGGGGUGGUUAAGGGAGGUAAUCUGUGACUGCAAACCAAGUGGAAAUUAUCUCAUUAUUAAUUUAGUAAAGAUCCUAAUUUUAUGCAUGUUUUAUUUGGUCAUUUGACUAGAAAUUCUUUUUAAAGUUUCAUUUGCUGUUUUUAGCUUUUAUUGCUUGAAGCUUUCUUGGGUCUUAGAUUAGAAUAUCCUUCCUAAGAAAUCUGUAUUGUCUUUUUAAAGUUCUAUUUUCUUUUGCUUACCUAAUUUAUUCUCAUUUGUCAUUACAGUCAUGGGUUGCUAAACGAGAAGGAUGUGUCUUGAUACACGGUUAUGUUUGAUAAAUACAUCAUUAAGUAAAUAUACUUACACAGACUAAGAGGACUGUGACAUUGCUGGGUAAUACCAUCCUGUGGAACCGCCAGGAUGAAAGGACUCUGAGUGACCACAGUGUCUUUGCAUAGAGCACAGGACUGUUUAGUUUUAAAAUUAAACCACCUUGAUACAACCAUCUUAAAGAUCACUGAAUUGAAAAUAUAUCUGUUAGUAGAGAUGAUAUGAUGCUAAUACCGAAGUUUAUCUGUAAAAUAGCAUGAAAGAAAAUAUCAGUGAAUAUAAAAUGAAGUGAGUUCUAAAUUGAAAAAAAUGUGAAUGGUAAUCAGAAUGUAUUAAAAUUAGGAGAUGGCUUUUUUUCAAAAGAUUACAUUGUGUCAUAAACUACUUGAGGAAUUAUUUGUAAGAUAUCUUCAGUUUGUAUUAUCUGUUUUUGAAAUGCCACUUGUUCUAACCAUAUUACUUUCAAUUACGAAUUCCUUAUGAUUGUUACAUAGGGUAAUUUGGAUGCUGUCCUUGCUAUACAGUUAGAACUGUAUUUGUUGUUAAUUGUAAUGAUGUACACUUCAUUUAUAGUUUUUAAUUGGGCCAUUUCAUUUUAAAGCAUAGAUUAAAUAUGCAUGCAUUUCUUUUGUACAAGUGAGUUAUUCAGUACAAAAGCACUUUUGAAUUGAUUGUUCUAAAUGUGCUUUACAAAAGUUUUCAUAUCAGUUAUUUGGAUUGAUUUUAUUGAUACAUUUUUACAGCUGUUAAUUUAUGUGCUGCUUUCUCUGCUGUAUCUAUUUGAUUUAGGUAAAUGUAGCUGUAAUUUAUGUUUAGAAAUUAAAACAAAAUGUAUUUUGCUAA
Messenger RNA from Chinchilla lanigera (long-tailed chinchilla), 3970 nucleotides. It is a transcript of the gene Cip2a, whose product is annotated as KIAA1524 ortholog. NCBI's taxonomy places the organism in Eukaryota, Metazoa, Chordata, Mammalia, Rodentia, Chinchillidae. The coding region runs from base 27 to 2753 and encodes 908 amino acids. The transcript is spliced from 21 exons. The record is from RefSeq and is a predicted model, not a curated record.